AUGAGGACUCAAAGUCGGAAAGGUCGGACAAGAAUAGUGUCGACUCAACUGACUACGACAAGCUUCACUUCGGAACUUCGACAUCAGAUGUCGCCGUCACCCCAGAAGCGACCCCAAUUGAGUCACACAAGGAGUUAUGCU
This is a messenger RNA of Colletotrichum abscissum, 141 nucleotides long. RefSeq lists its product as uncharacterized. The annotation marks the transcript as partial. Lineage: Eukaryota; Fungi; Ascomycota; Sordariomycetes; Glomerellales; Glomerellaceae. The record is from RefSeq and is a predicted model, not a curated record. The transcript has a single exon.